Microthlaspi erraticum is the source of this 2091-nucleotide messenger RNA. Lineage: Eukaryota; Viridiplantae; Streptophyta; Magnoliopsida; Brassicales; Brassicaceae. The record is from the annotation of a GenBank genome assembly.
AUGCUGAUAACUCGACCGAACUCGAUCGAGCUGGAACAAAACCCUGAACCAGAACUCGAUCGAGCUGAAGAAACCGAGACACUGCAAGACAAACCAGAGCUCGAUCGAGCUGAGAAGAGAGCAGACAAAGCAAACUCCAGCCAACCAGCUAAACCUGUUGCAAAGAAGAAAGACACUCCAGCAGGACCACCACCAUACAACCCCCUCUACCCUUUCCAGGAAGCGGAAGGUCAUCUCCGACAAAAAGGAAGAUCCGGGGAGUUUCACUUUGCCCUGCAUGUUGGGACCCCUAUCUUUCAAAAACAGUCUCUGCGAUCUAGGAUCAUCUGUCAGCCUCAUGCCUUUGUCGUAGCAAAGAGACUGGGAUAUCACAAGUACCAAGCCUGCGGAAUCUCACUAGUCUUGGCAGAUAGAUCGAUAAGGUUACCAACUGGGAUGCUUGAAGACCUGCCUUUGAGGAUAGGGAAUGUGGAGAUCCCCACAGACUUCAUUGUGCUUGAGAUGGAUGAGGAACCAACAGAUCCAUUGAUUCUAGGAAGGCCAUUCCUAGCUACAGCAAGAGCAAUGAUAGAUGUCUGUGAAGGAACAAUUGAGCUAAACUUGGGAAAGGACCUAAGGAUGAAUUGGCAGAUGAGCUUCAGAAGAGUUAUCAACAGAGGAUCCCUACAAGUUGCUUUGACCAAGGAUUCUUCAGAAGGAUAUGCCAGUUUGCGAAGUCAUGGCAGUGAGCUCGAUCAAGAACUCGAUCGAGUCGAGCCUCGAACAAACGAACUCGAUCGAGCUGGGGCUGAAUGCAAGGAGCAAGCUCAAGGAGAUUGGUCUGAGCUCAAGGCGCCUAAAGUCGACCUCAAACCUUUGCCUGAGGGCCUCAGGUAUGCAUUUCUGGGUGAAAACUCAACUUACCCUGUCAUUGUGAACUCUGAUUUGGAACCUGAACAGUUGAGUGCUUUGCUUGUUGAAUUGAGGAAGUACAGAAAGGCAAUAGGUUACACUCUAGAUGAUAUCAAGGGGAUCUCCCCUGACCUAUGCAUCCAUAGGAUUCAUCUAGAGGAUGAAAGUAAGUCAAGCAUUGAACCUCAGAGAAGGUUGAACCCCAAUCUAAAGGAAGUAGUGAAGAAAGAGAUACUCAAGUUGCUUGAUGCUGGGAUAAUCUAUCCCAUCAGUGAUAGCACUUGGAUAUCUCCAGUUCAUUGCGUCCCAAAGAAAGGGGGGAUCACUGUCAUUAAAAACGACAAAGAGGAGCUGAUUCCCACUAGAACAAUAGUGGGGCAUCGCAUGUAUGUUAGAAAGAUUGGCAAACCACCCUUUUAUUGUUUUCUUGAUGGCUACAGUGGUUUCUUCCAAAUCCCGAUCCACCCUAAUGAUCAGGAGAAGACCACUUUCACAUGCCCUUAUGGCACCUUUGCUUAUCGAAGGAUGCCAUUUGGGCUGUGCAAUGCUCCAGCUACUUUCCAGAGGUGCAUGACCUCCAUUUUUUCAGAUCUGAUAGAGGAGAUGGUAGAAGUCUUCAUGGACGAUUUCUCAGUCUAUGGAGCAUCCUUCUCCUCAUGUUUGUCUAACUUGUGCAGGGUGUUGCAGAGGUGUGAGGAGACCAAUCUAGUACUCAACUGGGAGAAGUGCCACUUCAUGGUUCGAGAAGGGAUUGUGCUUGGACACAAGAUUUCCGAGAAAGGGAUCGAGCUCGAUCGAGCUAAGGUGGAUGUCAUGUUGCAGCUCCCUGUUCCCAAGACUGUGAAGGACAUAAGGAGUUUUCUGGGUCACGCAGGGUUCUACAGAAGAUUCAUCAAGGAUUUCUCAAAGAUAGCAAGACCCUUGACAAGGCUUCUAUGCAAGGAGACAGAUUUUGAGUUUGAUGAAGAAUGCCACAAGUCUUGGACCUUGCUGAAGGAUGCUCUGGUAUCUGCGCCAAUAGUACAAGCUCCAAACUGGGAUCACCCAUUUGAGAUUAUGUGUGAUGCAUCUGACUAUGCAGUAGGAGCAGUGCUUGGCCAAAAGAUAGACAAGAAACUCAAUGUCAUCUACUAUGCAAGCAAGACUAUGGAUGAUGCUCAGUGCAAGUAUGCAACCACAGAGAAGGACUCCUUGCCAUAG